Molecule: messenger RNA, 1597 nt
Organism: Ostrinia furnacalis (Asian corn borer)
Lineage: Eukaryota; Metazoa; Arthropoda; Insecta; Lepidoptera; Crambidae
Product: alpha-(1,3)-fucosyltransferase C-like
Exons: 3
Coding region: 50-1273 (407 amino acids)
Cellular component (GO): membrane
Molecular function (GO): fucosyltransferase activity
Source: RefSeq, a predicted model, not a curated record
CGCGCAUACUCAUGCACGUUUAUGCGUCCCGAUAUAAAACGCAUUAAAAAUGCGCGCGCCGUUACUGGGAAAAACACUUUUCUGUGUUUCAAACGUGGCCGUGUUAGUUUUCGUGUUAUAUUCACUCACAGAUUUCACCAAAAUAUCCCUAACAAAGUACAACGACACCGUUAUAGCGUCUGUCAAUAAUAUAAAAGAUUCAAACUCUGAAAAUAGAACUGUGUUAAAGUAUAUACUGCAAUGGACUUCGCCUCGGAACGUGCCUUUCAACAGCAUGGGUGUCGGUCAAGAAGGAUUCAUAAGCAGGAACUGUUCUUACAAAAACUGUUUCGUCACAGGAGACAGAAAAUACCUCGGCGAUGUGACUAAAUUCGACGUAAUCGUAUUUGCCGGGCCAGAAGUCGUAACGCUUCCGAGUUUUUAUUUGCCUCAAAGCAGAGCGCAUCACCAAAAGUACGUUUUUGCGUCAAUAGAAUCAUCUGGCUACUACCCAGUUUGUUCAAAUAGAUUCGACGGGUUUUUCAAUUGGACGUGGACUUUCAGACUGGACUCUGACGUGCGAUGGGGUUACAUGCUUGUAAAAGAUGCGGAGAACAAUAUAAUUGGUCCAAACAAAAUUAUGCAUUGGAUGAAAUUGGAAGAUAUGAGUCCUGUGAGUGAGGAGUUUAAACAGAAGUUGAAGACUAAGAAGAAAGCAGCAGCGUGGUUUGUUUCGAAUUGCUUCGACAGAUCUGGCCGCUUCGAAUUUGCUGAAAAACUGAAAUAUAAACUGAAAUCGUACAAUCUUAUGCUUGAUAUAUACGGAAAAUGUGGACAACUGUCGUGCCCACCAUCAGAACAUGAGAAAUGUCUUAAAAUGCUUGAUGAAACGUACUAUUUCUACUUAUCUUUCGAGAAUUCGUUUAGUGAAGACUAUGCUACAGAGAAGUUACUAAUGGCACUACAAAACAAUGUUGUGCCUAUAGUCUACGGUGGAGCUAAUUAUACAAGAUUCAUGCCCUACGGGAUCUACCUGAAUGCUAAAGAGCUGGGCGUGACAGCUCUUGCAGCAAAGAUGGCUGAAAUCAUCAAGAACCCGGAACAGUACGCCAACUUCUUCAGGUGGAAGAACCACUACUCCUACCACAGCAAGCAUGAGAUUCCAGAAACGAAUGAGUAUUGUAAGAUGUGCGAGCUGUUAAAUAAUGAAGAAAAGUUGAAGAAGACUAGCAUUAUAAGUAAUUUUAAAGACUGGUGGGACAGCCCUAACAUGUGCAAUAGAUCUUUGUUUUAAGUAUUGCUUCAACCACACCAACGCGUGCAGAUCGCCAUUGCCAGCGCGAUCACGGCGUGAUCAUAGGCCAAUGACAAGUCGCGCGGACUGUUCGUGGGUCGCGCGGAUUGUUCGUGGGUCGCGCGGACUGUUCGUGGGUCGCGCGACCUGUCAUAGGCCUAUGAUCGCGCCGGCGAUGGCGAUCUGCACGCGUUGGUGUGGUUGAAGCUUAUAACAUAACUUUCAAUUAGGUAGUCGGCACCAUUUACUGUUUUUCUAAAAUAAUACUACAUUUCUAGUCCUGAAAACCAAAUUACAUUUUCAAAGCUAGAUUUUUAGUUGCUU